AUGGCACUCAUGUCCCUGUCCUGGUGUCUCGGUGCAGCGUUGGCUCUGUUCUGUGGCUCUCCGUGGCCCCAGGUGCACUCCGCCCUGGCUCCUGAGAACGAGGUGCCACUUCGCCCGACGACGUGGUUCCCAGAAGGAAAGAUCACCUCUGUUACUCUCCCCAAAGGACGAACUCGCAGGCUAUACUUCACGCUGAAGAAGAAGGCUCCAGUCAUGUCCGUGACUGUCAGCCCAUGUGACCUCCCCAUCGAAUGGAGCUUGGCAGCCCGAACCCUGAAGGACAAACCCCUCAAGAGCCUGCAGUGGAGCACCAAAAAGAGUGUGCCUGAGGUGUGGUGGCGAGGUCCUGGGUCUGAGGAGAGAAUGCACAGCUUCACAGGCAAUGCGGUGAACAACUACACGGGUCCUUCCUAUCCCCAGGCUGCCAUCUACAUCCUGAGGCUGCGCUCCAAACAGCAGAACACCAGAGCUACAGUGUACCUCCAUGAAGGCCAGGGGCCCUCAGGAGCCUUCCCUCUCCUCCCAGCCGACCCCAAAGUUCACACAUUAGGUGUAGGCAUGACCAGCGUCACCCUCAGCUGGGCUCCCAGUGCCUCCAUAACCAGCCUCCCGCAGACGCAGGAAAGCUAUGACUACUGUGUCCUCGUCAACUCCCAGCGAAACUACCCCAGUCUUUGUGCUGCGCAAGAGAGCACGGGAAAAAAGAAAGAACCCAAACAAGAGAAGAAGGAGAGGAGGAGAGGAGUGACAGCGUGGCCGAUUCUGAAAGAGUGGUGGUGGGAGCAGUGGGACUCUUAUCCUGAACCCCAGAGUCCACCUCCAUCCCUCGCUGAUGAAUAUGCUGAUCAGUGUGUGUGUCGGGGGACAGAGAGUGUUUGCACCGUCUCCGAGCUCCUGCCUGACACCCAGUAUUACUUUGACGUCUUUCUGAUCGACAGGCUGAACGGGACCAGCUCGGCGUACAAGGGGACAUCCGCUCAAACGCACGAGGAGGCUCGAACAUCUGUCAUCACUCUGAGGGAGGGCGAGCUGAGGUGGGUGACCUUCCGCGACAGAGGCUCCGACUCAGAGCAGUUCUUCACUUUCCGUCCUCGGGGCUGGCAGCAGAGUGGCCUCCUCACCUUGCAGAGCUGCGGUGGAGGUGAAAAGGUCAAGGUCACAGUGUCCAGUAAAGGUCAGGUUUUGACCUCGCAGGCCGUGGGGGGAGAUUUAGUGCACAUUUGGCUCCAGGGAAGUCCGUCCUAUCUCAUCCACUUGGAGAGAGAAGGAACGACCACAGACCCAGCUCUACCAGGAGGUCUGAUGGCGUCAGUCAAAAUGCAGACCUCUUCAGCGUACCACCGCAGGGGGGUCCCAUCUCUGCCCUCCACCUUGCAGAUAAAAUCCUUCAACCGGUUGCGUGGCUGCAACAGUGUCACCCUGGCGUGGAUGGGCACAGAAGAAAGAAGUCUGUACUGCGUGUACCGAAAAAAGCUGGGAGACCUUGAAGCUGAGGCAGGGGGAGCGUCGGCUCUAACGGCGCCCUGUCUGGGACCAGAGUCCCGAUCUGACACCGAGAGGGUUCUCUGCAAGUAUUACCAGGAGCUGAAUCCUCGGCGGGCCGUCACUACAGCUGUGAUCGGGGGCCUGGAGCCAGGGAUGGCCUAUGUGUUUGAUGUCUAUCUAAUGAGACGCUGGGGGAUCCCUAUCAAGUACGCCAGUAAGAUGGUGAAGACCAGAAAGGAAUGCUGA
This is a messenger RNA of Anoplopoma fimbria (sablefish), 1731 nucleotides long. RefSeq names its product neuron-derived neurotrophic factor, like (gene ndnfl). Gene Ontology annotation, biological process: extracellular matrix organization. The transcript is spliced from 3 exons. NCBI's taxonomy places the organism in Eukaryota, Metazoa, Chordata, Actinopteri, Perciformes, Anoplopomatidae. The record is from RefSeq and is a predicted model, not a curated record. Gene Ontology annotation, molecular function: protein binding. The coding region runs from base 1 to 1731 and encodes 576 amino acids.